Rana temporaria (common frog) is the source of this 1291-nucleotide messenger RNA. RefSeq lists its product as uncharacterized. Bases 300 to 1199 code for a protein of 299 amino acids. Lineage: Eukaryota; Metazoa; Chordata; Amphibia; Anura; Ranidae. The record is from RefSeq and is a predicted model, not a curated record. The transcript is spliced from 4 exons.
UUUAAGGAAAUAUAUUGUUUUGUGUGGUAUGUCUAAAGUCCACUAUAUUUAUUGAAAAAUUGCAGUUUAGGAAAUACAAAAAUAAAAACUUGACAUUUAACAGUAUAAGUGCUGCAGUUAACAUUUUACACUGGAAUUCUGCUUUAAAGUGCUAAUUAUUCAUGAGUCAGAAUUGAUGUGGUGGUGGUUUUCUCAGCAGGUGGCUCUCCAGAUGUGAACGUGGGUUAACGGAAGACUUCACAGAAGAACAGGGACACCCCUCCAUAACAAUACAUGCCACCGAUGUCCUGGUACAGACUAUGUCCUCUGCUUGUCCCCUACUACUUCUCAUGAUAUAUGGGUGUUGGACACUACCUCUCCCAUCUACAAUGACUGUGGUCUGGAGUGUGCUGGACAAUGGGCAAAACCAGGCCAAUCUCGUAUGUUUGGUGAACAGCAGACCAGAUGCUAUUUUCACAGUGUGGAUAUCAAAUAUUAAUGAAACUAAUAAAAGGACCUUAGGUGGCAUUCAGAUGAACAUUAUGCUAGCAUCCUCCACCCAGCAAUACAUCUAUUCAUCUGGCAAUGACCAACCUCCUGUUUCUGUAGUUCCUUCCCCUGGGGGCCCCUCCUCGCGUUUUUCUACCAGGAAUGCUGGCUUUCAACUUUCCAUAUCUUUGUCUAUAAUGAGGCUGCCCAUCAUUGCCCCUUUUACUUCACUGAAUAUGCCUCUUCAUUCUUUGGUGCCCUCCUUAUCUUCUAGCAAAGAAGUCAGUAAUUUUGUUCCUUCACCUUUCCGUGAAAGUGGCCUCAUCCUUUCGCCAGAAUUAACUGAGAGCAACAAUGCUGACUCCCUUAACUCAGAUUCUCAACAGAACAUCAAUGUUCACAUUGGCCAACCUGUAUUAACUGGAAAUCUCAAGAAUUUGGCCCAUUUAAGUCUACCAAUCGACAGCCUCCAAAUAUGGGACUCAGCGGCCUCCUGCUUUUUAGCUCAAGCUGAAAGUGUUGACAUUAAUGAUAUUAUCCUCUCAGGAGAAUCAAGUUGCUCCUUGUGCUAUGAUGAAGACUUUUCCUCGGCGUUAGCUCUUCAUAUGAAGCAGGAUUUCCUCUUUGUCUUGGCCAUCAGAAUAAUCGUCUUCAAACUCUUCAUUUUCGACCUGCUGGUGACCUGGAUAGCCAUGCUGCAAUUGUAUUGGCCUGUAGCCACUGGCUUAUAGAAUGUAUAUUCUUCUCCCUGAUGUCAUCCAGAACAAUAUAAGGCAGUAUAUCUUACAAUAAACUAGUAUUUCUAAAUCAUGCAUCGAUGUAU